Molecule: messenger RNA, 1657 nt
Organism: Saitoella complicata NRRL Y-17804
Lineage: Eukaryota; Fungi; Ascomycota; Saitoellomycetes; Saitoellales; Saitoellaceae
Product: acid protease
Exons: 3
Coding region: 82-1602 (506 amino acids)
Biological process (GO): proteolysis
Molecular function (GO): aspartic-type endopeptidase activity
Source: RefSeq, a predicted model, not a curated record
UGCAGCGCUUAAGAGCCAGCAUAUACCCCGACCAACCCCCUCUUCUUGCUGCUCGCUUUGCUGUUCUGCAUUCACUCGAUAAUGAAGUUGUCAGCCGCGGUAGCCGCUGCUCUCCCGUGUUCUGCCUUUGCUCUCGACCUCGUCAAAAGCCCCGACGGUUCCGGUGUCCUCGCGUUUCCAAUCCAGAGAACAACCAGCAGGAGCGUGCAACAUGACUUGGAUAACAUUGCUGCUCUGAAGAAGCGACGUUUACGAAGACAUCUUGAUAAACGUACCGUUACUUUGUCACUAGACAACCCGAAGAGUCAUCUGCUUUAUUGGGCUAACAUAACUAUUGGAACUCCUGCACAGAAUUUAGCUCUUCAAAUCGACACCGGAAGUUCCGACAUCUGGGUCGAAGUUGCGCAAUCAGAUUUGUGUUCACAAAGUGAUGACCCCUGCGAAGGAAACACAUACGAUAACACGACAUCGUCUUCGUACAAGUACUCGAAUUCCGACUUCGUCAUUCAGUACGGUGAUGGUAGUUAUGCAAUUGGUGAUUACGCAACUGAGACGUUUGCGAUCGGAAACGCCACCGUUACAGGACAGACGUUUGCCAUGGGUCUGAACACAACGAGUUCCCAAGGUGUUAUGGGUAUCGGAUAUGCGGCGAAUGAAGCAUAUGCCGUUUAUUACGGAUUUGAUUCGUAUCCCAACCUUGUGGAGACUAUGAAGGAUCAGGGGCUGAUCAACACCCUGAGUUAUUCCCUUUAUCUGAAUGAUCUCGAUGCAGAGACGGGCGAGAUCAUCUUUGGCGGUGUUGAUUCUGCAAAAUACACUGGGCAGUUGACAACUCUUCCUAUUGACACCAUCCCUGGUGUCGCCGCGUCGACCUUCACGGUAUCCUUGACCGGGAUGUCUCUCCUGACCCCAGGCAGUUCGUCCGCGAGUGCCGUGUCGUUGUCUACUUUCCCAAUUCCCGUGCUGCUGGAUUCCGGUUCGAGUUAUAUGGCUUUGCCUACUGCGAUCUUGGAAAGCCUUGCCAGCAGUCUCGGGGCGACGUACUCUCGACAGCUUGGAACCUACAUCUUCAAAAACUGCGAUCUCCAGAAUGAAGAUGGCUCUGUGGUGUUUUCUUUCGGAACCAAGAACAUUUCAGUCCCUUACAACGAAUUCAUCGUCAACCCGACUGAUGAGGAUGGCAAUGUUUUGACGUAUACAAACGGGCAAGAAGUCUGCCAAAUCGGUAUCAUUGCUUCUGAUGACCCCUCCGCGUACAUAUUGGGUGACACCUUCCUUCGUUCUGCUUACGUUGUCUAUGACCUCGAGAACAACGAAAUCUCGAUUGCUGAAACGGACUUCAACUCGACGGACUCCAAUGCUUUAGCUAUCACUAGCGGCACGAAUGGUGUUCCGGGUGCAACUUCAGUGUCGAGUAUCACACGGAUCACGUCUGUAGCAACUGGUAUCGCCACCCGUGUGGGAACGACUGCUGUAGGAACUAUCACUCCUACCGAUGGUUCUAGCAGUUCAGGCUCUGCUAUUGGGUUUGCGGGUUUGGCGCGCUCGAGUGUCUUUCUGGGUGUUUUCUCUGCUUUUGUGUUGGGGACUUUGGCACUAUGAAGAUGAUCGAAGCAUCAAUACAUUUUGUUCAUUGACCGUCACGGAGUAAUUCAAG